Messenger RNA from Hirundo rustica (Barn swallow), 8494 nucleotides. Its product is annotated as aryl hydrocarbon receptor-like. Gene Ontology annotation, cellular component: nucleus; aryl hydrocarbon receptor complex. The transcript has 15 exons. Gene Ontology annotation, biological process: regulation of transcription by RNA polymerase II. Gene Ontology annotation, molecular function: nuclear receptor activity; protein dimerization activity; transcription cis-regulatory region binding. Bases 3131 to 5941 code for a protein of 936 amino acids. NCBI's taxonomy places the organism in Eukaryota, Metazoa, Chordata, Aves, Passeriformes, Hirundinidae. The record is from RefSeq and is a predicted model, not a curated record.
CCUGAGGGGUGCCUGGCUCCUGUGGAGGGAGCAAAGGGGUCUGCCACGGGUGCAACCACACCAUCCUUUGUGGGCGGCCUGGUUUGGAGCUCACUGUGAACCAGGAGCGCUGUCUUGGAAAGCCACCAGGAACUGUGAGCUCUUCUCAUACCCACCAGUGGUACCCCAUGCUCCCUGGUCUCUCAGGAUUUUGUCUUCCAAUGCGUUCAGGCAGUCUAAGAUGGAAUGGUUUGGACUUUUUGUUCCAUGAGAAAUCUUUCACAGAGAUGCAGCUGUGCCACUGGGGAGGCUUACAGGCUCCUGCGGUCCAAGGAAGGACAUUGCUUGAGGGUACAUCCAUGUGCUUGGGGCAGACCCUUGCAGACGGAGCUGCUGCCUCACAGGCAGAUAGCACUGAACUGCUGUUUCUCAACAAAAUAGCGUGGUCUCCUCAUCUCCUGUGUUGGACCACUCUUGUCAUGUUGCUGUUUGGUCCUCUGCAUCAUAUCUCUGCCUGCCUGAGCCUCUUUCCCUCCUGUGCUCUCCAUCUCCUCCAGAAACCACCCAAAUCCUUUGGAAAAGGUGUUACCAAGCACUUCAAGAAGCUCAGCAGUAUUAAAAGGUCUUGGUGGGAGGUGGAGUUGGUAGGAGUGGAGGCAUCUUGGGAUUUUGGGCUCUCCAGCAGCCUUCCAGGGGAAUCUGGGAGAAGGGGGUACCAGGCCACUGUGACCUUUCUGGGAUGCAGCGUGGGGAAGGUCUAGCCGAGCUCCCCUUGGGUUUGUCACUGGCUUGUCCUUGCCUUCCUCUCCUCUGCUCCACAGAUGCCGUGGGACAGAGGAACAGUGGGCGGUCCCCCUGUGGUUUUGCCAAAGCAGUGGGAAGGAAAGGCAGGGAGGGAUGCAGUGACCACUGUCUGUCUCUCCAGACCCACUUGGUGCCCCUCAAACCAUUGUCCUGCACCCCACAGAACCACUUUGUUGAAUUCUUUUCCUUUUCUAUGUAUAUGUAACCUAUAUAUGUUUUUUCCCCAACAUGGAGCAAAGUCUUGCAGAUCCAUCAGGGAAACUCACAAAAAAAGCAAUGACUGGGGAGGGUGGGGAUGAUUUGAGACCACACUGGCUUGCAACAUUGGGUCAGGGAGACCAGAGUGCUUGGGCACAUUCACACCUUCCCGUCAGGCACUCAUCAACCUGAGCAUCACAUCUGCCUUGCACACUGGUGAUAAGCAUUGACUGAGCAAAUUAAACCAGGUAGUUAGUGCAGGGCCAGCAGCAAGCCCAUAUAGCCUGGUGUGGAGUGGCCUCAUCUCCCUGGGUCUCUUCCUUCAUGCCCAGCUUUGCCUCAGCUGAUGGGGCCUGAGAAAGAUCAAGCUCCUGUCUAUAGGCUGGGAGCAGAGCAGUGUCGAAACAUCCUGGACCACUCUAAGGUGGCUUUGAGGAGCACCUAGGACAGGACAAGGAAUUGACUGGCCAUGAUCUGGAUCCAAAAAGCAGCAGGAUGGACUUUUCUCUCCGGCCUCUGUUGUUCUGGCACCUGUGGGACAGUGUUGUGGUAUGCUGGGGGCCCCCAGUGCUGCCAGAGACGGGCCUUGGGGUGGGGGCACUGCUGCUUGGGGCCAUGACAGACCCCCCCUGUGCUCUAUCACUGGUGUCUGAUCUCUCUGUACCUCGUGGCUGUGCAGAUAAAAUCUGUUCUGGUGGCAGUGUCUCAUUUUCCACUCUCUGAUUCCUUUGUGCUGCUCAUGGCAGCCCAAAGGUGCUGAGGAGAACAGAGCUCUCCGGAGCCUCACCCCUGUGUUUGGUGAUGUAUUAAAAGGCGAUUUGCUUUGUAUGGUGCUGAUGUUUGUUUUGACCUGAAACCAUGUCUCUCCAUUUCCUCCUUGACUGAACAAGUGCUGGGAAAAGCCUGGCCCUGGUGCUGGGUGUGACACUCUCGUUGUCACUGUCUCCACCUACUGUGGGCAUGCAUGGCAGCGGAGGCAUGACAGUGUCCUCCCUUUGAGCCCUCAAACUGCCCUGUGGGGUUGUGGGACUCACAGGAAGGGCUACACUCAGCAUUGACACACACAGUUGUUAAUAUCCGACUAUUACAAAUUAUUACAGAGAUGCCUCUGCCUGAAAUAAGGUGUAAACGACACCAUAUGCCAGUAGUAUGGAUUUCUGUUUAACAGUAAAUGUGAGCAGGAGAGAGGGAAAAGAUAGGAGGGUGGAGAGAAAGUGACAGAGAAACAGACUGUGCAGAAAAAAAACCCGCUACUUUGUAGAUUUCAGUGAUGUUCCCUUGGUCCUCUUCGAGUCUUCUCCGUGUCUUGCCCAGGUGGUGACUGUAGACUACAUCCAUCGAGUGGUGAAGGGAAAGAGUCCAACAAACACAGCGUGUGUGGGGUUUAUGUUCUGCUGAGGCUAUGUGGGAACAUCCCCUGUACCUCCCCUGGAGCGGGGAGCUUCACUCUGGAUAAUAUUGUGGAUCACUUGGGGACCCUUGACACCUUCUGAGAUGUUGCAGCUGUCUUCAAGUGAGCCUAGUUAAAUUAAUUAUGGCUCAUCAGUCGAGAUGGGUACCUACAGUUUGUGUGAACGUCGCCACUUGGGAACAGUUUUCACAGACAAGCCGUUCAGUGAGGGAGGACAUUGGCAUGAUAAAGACUUAGUCCACAUGGCAGGAUUUGCCUCUUACUAGCCUCUCCCCUUAUCUGCAAGCCCUUCUGCACCCUGCAGGCCGUUCUGUGCUCCAAACCAGGUGGAUUGUUCGAGCUAUUAGCACCCAUGGUGCAGUCCCCACCUGCCCAUCAACACCCUCACAUCCCCACCUACAGCCCUGUCACACCCCAAAUCCUCCUUCAGCCUCCCCCAUUCCUUAUCACCCCCCACUCCUUUCACACGCCUUUCACACCUCAAAUCCCUCUUCAGCACCCUUCACCUCCUCCUCCUUAAUCCCCUUCAUCCCUCCCACCUAUCACCCCUUCUCUCUAUCGGGUCCGACUCCCUCUCCAGCCCCAAAUCCCUCCUCAGCUCCAUCGUACAUCAAUCCCCCGCCGCCCCAAAUCCCCGUCCAUCCCCCGUCUCCCUCUCGCCGGGGGCGGGCCGGUCCCGUUCCCGCUCUCUUGCUUCUCUCCCUGAGGGAGCGGCGCUCGGGCGCUGCCGACCCGGCCAUGUACGCGGGGCGCAGGCGGAGGAAGCCGGUGCCGCGGCCGACGCGGCCGGGCCCGGCCGAAGGGGGCGGCGGUGGCUCCAACCCGUCCAAGCGGCACCGGGAGCGGCUGAACCGGGAGCUGGAGCGGCUGGCGAGGCUGCUGCCCUUCCCGCCGGACGUGGCGGCCGGGCUGGACAAGCUGUCGGUGCUCCGUCUCAGCGCUGGCUUCCUGCGCGCCAGGAGCUUCUUCGACGUUGCUCUGAAGAAUCCUGCUGACAAAGAAGCCCAGAGGGACAGAGCCUGUGGCACCGGACCAGCUCCAGGCUUGGCAGCAGUUCCAGAGGGUGAGCUGCUCCUGCAGGCUCUCAAUGGCUUCGUGCUGGUGGUGACAUCAGAAGGGCUGAUAUUUUACUCCUCACAUACAAUCCAGGAUUAUCUAGGAUUUCAUCAGGCCGAUGUCAUGCACCAGAGUGUCUUUGAGCUCAUCCACACCGAGGACCAUCCGGAGUUCAGACGCAACCUCCACUGGGCCCUGGACCCACCACACACUCCUGAGGGUGAGCCUUCUCCAGCAGUGGGGAAGGGUCUUGACUCUUCUGCUGUCAUCUACAAACCAGAUCAGCUGCCCCCAGAAAACUCCUCCUUCCUGGAGAGGAGCUUUGUGUGCCGCUUUCGCUGCCUCCUGGAUAAUUCCUCUGGCUUCCUGGCUUUAAACCUUCAAGGCAGGUUGAAAUUCCUUCAUGGGCGAAACAAAAGAUCUGAAGAUGGCUCUGUACUGCCCCCCCAGCUCGCUCUGUUCGCCAUCUCCACGCCUCUGCAGCCCCCGUCCAUCCUGCAGAUCCGAACCAAGAGCAUGAUCUUCAGGACCAAGCACAAGCUGGACUUCACCCCCUUGGCAUGUGAUCCCAAGGGAAAGAUCAUCCUGGGCUACACUGAGGCAGAGCUGCGGAUGUGUGGCUCCGGCUACCAGUUUGUCCACGCUGCUGACACGCUGUACUGUGCCGAGAACCACGUCAGGAUGAUGAAGACGGGGGAGAGCGGCCUGACGGUGUUCCGGCUGCUGACCAAGGACAACCACUGGAAGUGGGUGCAGGCCAACGCACGGCUCGUCUACAAGAACGGCAAACCCGAGUACAUUGUGGUCACACAGAGACCCCUCGUAGAUGAAGAAGGAGGAGAGUACCUUCGGAAGCGGUCCAUGCAUCUUCCCUUUACCUUUGCUACAGGAGAGGCGCUUCUAUACCAAAGUGCUCACCCUCUCCCAGGCUUACCUGACCUUUUCCAGAGUAAAGGGAAACCCAGCAAGUUCAAGAAGCCCUCCUGCAGCCAUGUAGGGCGCUCCCAGAAGAAUGGCAUUGACCCCCAGUCUCUGCUCGGCAAGGCGGUGUACACCUCGCACCCAGCUCCCACUCAGGACCCUUCCUUCAGCAGCACUUUCCAGCUUGGGCUUGUGUCCUUGCCAAGUGCAGGAGGGGAUGCUUGGAGUAUGGGCAGAGAUCCAGUUUCUUCAAGGGGCAACGGCCUCCAAGAGAAGCUGCUGGAGAACCCUCUCUUGGCCACCAUGGACUCACUCUCAGUUAAGAGAGAUGAGAGCUGUUCCAACAAGCUCUUCAGUGCUUUGGAGGGUCUGGGCUUGAAUGCUGAGGACCUGGAGCUCCUGCUGCUGGAUGAGAAAAUGGUGAUGGUCAGUAUGGACCGAGACCAGUCCCCAUCUCUAAACAGCCUGGCUAGCAACCAGAUUCUCUCCUACGUUCCCAGCUGUCCAGUGGAUGAGCAUGAGGGAGAACAGCAGGUGUGUCCCCUGCCAGGCAUGCCCUCCAGCCCACAGGGAGGCACUGCUCCAUGCCACACGGAGAACAAGGACUCAAAGUGCCACCUGGCACAGCAUGCAGGGCAGCCCAGCACUGCCCUGGGCCAGCCCCCCAUCCCUCUGUGGGGGCAGCCCAUCGGUGCUGUGCCAGGGCUGCUCCCAGAGCUGGCUGAGCAGGAAGAGCUCUCCAGUGGCUCCCAGUGGGGACUAGUUGGGGAGGAGACUGUACUCCACUUCUUCCAGCCAGCACAGGGCGCCCCCUGGGACAGGGCCCCCAGCUCAGCCCUGGAAGCCCCCUGCCCACAGGAGCCAUCUGGGGCCCAGCAGCUGCAGGGAGACUUCCCAGCUGUGCAGCCCUCCCAAGAGGAUACCCACCAGUCCUUCUCCCUGUCCAGCCUGUGCCAAGGUUGUGUGGCACCACCAGGCCAGCGGAAACAUCAUCACUUGCUGAUGAAUGGGAGGUGUGGCACCAGCCCCAACUCCUCUCCACACCCCAGUCCAUGGCAGGACUAUGUUUGCCCCCUCCUGGGGUCUCCAGCUCGGCCUGGCAUUUAUGGCCUCAGCCAAGACUUGCUCUCCCAGCCCCAGGGCUGUUUGGGCCCUGGGCCUGGCUUGCCUCCACAGCACUUUAACCUGAAUGGAUUAUGCAGCAUGGAAGCUGUGGGCACUGGGGACUCCUGGGAAGAGAUGUCUUCAUACCCCAGGUGUUCUCCCCCUUCCUACCAGCUUAUUCCUGAGAAGCCGCUGAGCCCUCUUCCCUUUGUGCCCCAGCACCCUUUCCCCAGCUCAGCUGCAGGGCAGUUUGGGAGCAUUGGCAGCCCUCUGGAGACUUCAUAUGGGGGACACACCUCUGCACUGAGCCAGGAGGGCAGGCACAAGCCCCACAGCACCUGUGGUUUGCCCAGCUCUCCCAUGGGACUGCCCCAAGACUGCCCAGUGCUGGGGGGAAGUCUGGCACUGCCCUGCCAGCCUCAGCUGCCAGAUCCCCCUCAUGCUUCCAGGGGAUACUUCUGUCUCUAGGAGAGACAGGAAUGGACAAAGCAGGACUGUUCCCCGGGAAAGGAGCUACCUUCAAGCUGCAGAUAACAAACCUUCCCCACUGCUGUGCACAUCCUGCUGGUGCUAUUGAUGUUGGUUGCUUUGGCUCACUUGGGUUUUUGCUCUUCCCUCAACUUCCCACCGUCCUCCCCAUGCUGUUCCUGUGCUGGUGUCCCUGGCCUGGGAAGGGACAGCAACACAGCUGGAGGACAGAUUUCCCAGGGUGCUUGAGCAAGCUGAGCUGUGGUUGCAGGUCAGCCCAUGAGUGCAACCGAAGCUUUGCAUUUACAUGCAUGAUCCAGCAUGGAUACCAGCCUCACGAAAGCCUGUCCUAAAAAAGACAGAAAAUGUUUUCACCUCUGGUAUUAAAUUUCCUGCCAUCCCAGCCAGGCACCUGUGGCUGUGGCCAAGUUGUACAGAUACUGCUUGUUUAGUAAGGAAAAUGAGCCCUGUAUGGUGUUCUUGUGUUGCUCUGCUUCUUCCCCAUCCCUGAUUUCCCUGUGUCCCAAGUGUUCUCAGUGUUUGGGAUCCAGGUUAGAGCUCCUGUAGCAAACACCCUGGGCUUUGCUGUACUAUACAAGGCAUGCCCAGAUUGGCUGCUAAACUGGUUUUCUCUGGGUGCUGGCCUCUCAGGUACCCUCAGACUUCAAGUCUCAAAUUUUUCAGUUAAAAACCCAGAAAUUUCUAUAAGAUAAAGAAAAUAAGUUAAUAAGUACUUAAUUGUAAGUACUGAGAGAGCGAUACCUUCCCACAGAAGAAAAAACCCACAGCCCAUAUGUGUGUAUAUGAGUUGACAGAUUUAUUUUUAUGCCACUCCAGUGGAAGGAAAAAAACUUCUUACCAUUCCAAAGCAGCAUCCUCUGGAAUGCGAUGAAGAGGUUGUUUAAAAGAUCAGAAACGCAGUGACCCUUUAAGAAACCCAACAAAGCUCAUAUCUUCUGCUUGCCCAGCUUUGGAUUAAUGUGAACUCCUGUUGGUUUUGUUUCAAUAAAUGGUUUUGGAGCUCCUCCCUGAUGUUUCCCUUGCUGGCUGUGUGUCUUCCUGAUCUGGAGCAUGUCAGGGUUUGCUGGCUGCAGCACUGGAGCCUAGGCCUUGCCACGGGUGAUCUGGGAUGGAAUGGGCUGAGUUGGAUCAGAUCCUGAGGAGCACUUGGAGCCUUUGGGGUGUACACAGUCCAUCUGCCAGUUCCUUCCAUAGAUGUUUGAAAGGAACUGGGAAAUCUGACAGAGAAGGAGAAGUUGACUCUGGGCAGCACCACCUGCACUGAGGGGGAUGGUGGGACGGCACCAGAGCAUCCCUGAGGCUGCAGCUCGGUGACAUCCAACCGAGUCCCAGGUGCUGAGCACAACCUGACCACUGUCAAAUUUCCUUCUUGAGGCAGGUACUGGAUGUGUGGGCAACCAUUCCAUGGCCAGUUGCCCUGAUGGGUUUCUCCUCUUCCUUGCCGUGCAUCUCCACAGCACCACGAGCUUCCCUGCAGCCCAGGUGACCUUGGGGAACUGCAGCCCUGCUGGCUGUGUCACCAGGGCUCUGUGUUUCAGCGAGCGCAGCGUGGAUUUCUCCAGCGCUCUGUCUGUGAGGCAUGUGGAGGACAGGCCAUGGUUUCUGUGGAGGGAGGUGCCUUCUGCUCCCAAAGCAGGCUGGCACAUCCAUAAUCCAUGCCCAUCCUCACGCCAGUUGCUGCCUGUCCUCUGGGCCUCGUGACAUUGAUUCUUGACACACCAGGCUGGCCCAGGGAGCCUGGCUGGAGAGAAAAUUUCCUGCUGGAGCAAGAGAGAUGCCUCUGUUUAUCACCGCAGCAUCUGCAGCCUGCCCUGAGCCAUGGUGCCAGGACAAGGACAUGUGAGACACAGCCUGCAGCAAAAGGGAGCUCCUUUCUCAAGCCAGCUGAGAGAGGUGACAUCUGAUACUGGCUGCAUCCAUAAGGCUGAAAGCACCAGUACCCAGCUGGCAUCACGGAGGCCAGGAUAUCUCCCUGGGCCUCAGGGCAGCAGAGAGCAAGGUCCAAAGACUUUCCAAGCCUGGCCAGAAAGGUCUAAAGAGUGAUGGGGCACAUUAACCAUCAUCCUGGGGUGAAGGAUCAGCACAUGGCUACCAGGAUGAGAAGCCUGUGUGGAGGUUGCAGUGUGACCCUCUGGGACAAAAAGAAAACCCUGAAGGAGGAGACUGAGGGGAGACCUCAUUGUGUCUGCAUCCUCUCCUCAUGAGGAGCAGUGGAGGGACAGCUCCCAUCUCUGCUCUCUGUGAUGAGUGACAGCACCCAAGUGAAUGCCUGGAGCUGUGCCAGGAGAGGUUGAGGCUGGGGAUCAGGAAAAGGUUCUUCCCUCAGAGUGUGCUGGGCACUGCCCGGGUUCCCCAGGGAAUGGGCACGGCCCCAAGGCUGCCAGAGCUCCAGGAACGUUUGGACAGCGCUCUCAGGCACAGGGUGGGAUUGUUGGAAUAUCUGUGCAGGGCCAUCCUCAAAACAACCCAUCCCUCCAAUCCACAUUCCUUUGGAUGAACAUGACCUCUCUAUCAGUAAACUCAUAUUCAUGG